Molecule: messenger RNA, 1106 nt
Organism: Peromyscus leucopus (white-footed mouse)
Lineage: Eukaryota; Metazoa; Chordata; Mammalia; Rodentia; Cricetidae
Product: glutathione S-transferase omega-2
Exons: 6
Coding region: 251-997 (248 amino acids)
Biological process (GO): glutathione metabolic process; L-ascorbic acid metabolic process
Cellular component (GO): cytoplasm
Molecular function (GO): glutathione transferase activity; glutathione dehydrogenase (ascorbate) activity
Source: RefSeq, a predicted model, not a curated record
ACGGUCUUCCGUAUCUGGGGCAGCGUAUGGGAGGGGCUGGAUUAUCCUAGCUCCAGCCCCAGGGGUCCCAGUUCAUUUCCUCUCUGCCUCAUCAGAGCGCCGUGGACGGUUGAGAAACUCAAUUUGGGUCUGGAGCGAGCGCAGCUGCAUCUGGAGGCAGCAGCAGCAGCAGCAGCAGCAGCAGCAGCAGCAGAGAGCCACAAGGCGGCGACUGUGAGCUUUCGGGUACUGCAUAGACACCUGGAGAUUGAUGUCUGGGGAUGGCACCAGAAGCUUGGGGAGAGGAAGCUGUGCCCCAGGGCCAGUCCCCGAGGGUGUGAUCCGCAUCUACAGCAUGCGGUUCUGCCCCUACUCGCACAGGACACGCCUGGUCCUCAAGGCCAAAGGCAUCAGGCAUGAAGUUGUCAACAUUAACCUAAAAUGCAAGCCUGACUGGUACUAUACAAAACAUCCUUUCGGCCAGAUUCCAGUCUUGGAGAACAGCCAGUCUCAACUUGUCUAUGAAUCUGUCAUCGCUUGUGAGUACCUGGAUGAUGUCUACCCAGGAAGGAAGCUCUUUCCAUACGACCCUUAUGAACGAGCUCGCCAGAAGAUGCUGCUGGAGCUGUUCUCUAAGGUCCCACACUUAACCAAGGAAUGUCUGGUAGCGCUGAGAUGCGGGAAAGAGUGUUCGGAUCUGAAGGCUGCUCUGCGUCAGGAGUUCUGCAACCUGGAAGAGAUUCUUGAAUAUCAGAGCACUACCUUCUUUGGUGGAGACCGAAUAUCCAUGAUUGAUUACCUCUUCUGGCCCUGGUUUGAGCGGCUGGAUGUAUAUGGACUGGCUGACUGCGUGAAUCACACCCCGAUGCUUCGGAUCUGGAUCGCCACCAUGAAGCAGGACCCCGCAGUCUGUGCCCUGCUCAUCGAUAAGAAUGUUUUCCUAGGCUUUCUGAAUCUCUAUUUUCAGAACAACCCUUGUGCCUUUGACUUUGGGCUGUGUUACCCAGCCAUUCGGUAACUGCUGCAUUGCCCAGGGUUCUCAGAGUAUCUGAUUCUGCAUCAUGGGUUGUCUUGGGGGGGUCAGUGCAUUUUUUUGAGGUCUUUAAUAAAUGUGGAGAUGAAGAAUA